GCUAAGGUGUUCUAAUGAAUUGGACAUCUUUGUCCACGGUGCAUCAAUAUAUCUUAUAAUCUCUAGAACUAUCCUUGUCGCAACGUUUUGUUUGAGUGCACAAAUCGCUAUUUAUGUGUUUUUCACAGCUUGAGUAGGAAAUAUGCAAACUAGAGGUCACAACAGACUGGUAAUUGAACAACAAGAUGAUGAUGAGAUGCGACAUUAUAUUGAGCAAUUGAUGGAUGAUCAAAACCACUCUGCAGUCCAACCUUAUAUUGAGCAGUUGAUGGAAAAUCGGAACAACUCUGAGUCCCAAUCACAUGAUGGUCAAUCUAAUGAGUUGAAUAGUUCUGUUGGUGGCACUGAGGUACAACAUAAUGAUGAAUCAGAGGCGUACCCAAGCAAAUAGAAAUAAUAGGACCAAGCAAAAGAUGCCUCACACUGGAGGAUCCAAAAGUAUUGCUACUUUGAUGGAUGAGAAGGCUGAAAAUGGGAUAGAGCCUACACGAGCCCAAAUUUUUGUAUUAAGUCAUAAAAAACGUAAGGAUGGUAGACCACUGGAUGAGGAUUCUGCCAGUACAAUCGACAUGAUAAAUGAAAGGAUAAGCAAUGGUGAGAGAUCUACUAACCAACCUCCUCAUAGUGUUGCUUGGGAAGGCGAUGUGUAUUCGCAAGUGUUGGGAAAUGAAAAAAGUGGGUAUGUUCGUGGUUUGGGACUGGUCCAACUCCUUCUGUGCUAUGGGGUAGUAGAUCUUCCUUAGGAAAUAUUAUUGCAGAGGAUUCGUCUAAUGAGCUCGUACAAAGGUUAGAACAGGAGGUAAUCGAGUUAAAGGCGAAACAAAAUGAAGAAAUAAAUCUGAUGAAACAAAAUCAGGAGAAGAUGGAAUCAGCAUUACUCCAAAUGAGACAAUUCAUGCGCAAAUACGCUCCUAAUGAAUCCAUGCCUCAGAAUAUCAAUGACACCUCAAGUGAACAGGUCCCUGACGCCAACAGUGGCCAUGAACGAGUACCGCAAACCUCAAGGAUACCUAGUGUUGGUGAAAACACUCCACCUUCUCACGGUACUACUCAUCUAUAUCCUUCUGCGCUACUAUUUGAGAUUUCCGCACUUUUUGGGUACUUGAACAAUGAGGAUGUUCUGCAUGUUUCAACACUGAGAAAGUGGUCUUCAAUGGCGUUGACCACACAAGUGAGAAAUGAAUUUGGUUGUUCUCUGUGCAUUUGUUUCAAUUAAUUAUUCUCUACUGUGCUUCAAGUUCAUGAACUUUUGAAAGAUUGAGAUUGUUUAUGAGACAUGCCUAUUUUUGUUUUUCAUUUUCCCUUUCUUUGGGAUGGUGAUAGGGGUGGGGGUUGUUGUUUUAAGUUUUUGAAUAGUAUGCCUAUUUUCUAUGUGCAGUAACCAACUUUCUAGAGCUUCUAUAUAAGUUCACAGUUCUUGAUUCAAGUCAAAAUAGUUCGUAAAUAGGUAGUAACUAGACAUCUGAAUAAAACUUCCACCUCGAACUUAAUUCACCACUAGAAUAUAUUCACACAAAGAGUUGCUAUAAAAGGGAUAAUAUUGAUA
Lycium ferocissimum is the source of this 1546-nucleotide messenger RNA. RefSeq lists its product as uncharacterized. NCBI's taxonomy places the organism in Eukaryota, Viridiplantae, Streptophyta, Magnoliopsida, Solanales, Solanaceae. The transcript has 5 exons. The record is from RefSeq and is a predicted model, not a curated record. Bases 360 to 743 code for a protein of 127 amino acids.